Molecule: messenger RNA, 9479 nt
Organism: Linum trigynum
Lineage: Eukaryota; Viridiplantae; Streptophyta; Magnoliopsida; Malpighiales; Linaceae
Source: the annotation of a GenBank genome assembly
UAGCCACUCAAGUUGCACUUUUUCUCUAUCCUCUUGAACGAUAAUUAUAAAUAGAGUCCUAGAGGGAGGCUUUGGAAUGAUUCAUUGAAAUCAGGUAAAUACAUGGAAUGGUGGCCAUGUUUGGGAAAUGAAGUUGGUCGGAAACUUGGAUCCUGUUGUUUGUACAAUUGAAAUCAUCUCUAAUCAUUCUAGUUGCCCUUAUGCUCUAUUCUACUAUGAAUGCUCCAAUUACAGUCCUGGAUGGAACUCAACUUAUAACAUGGAAUGAUGAUCAUGUUGGAGAACGGAAGCUGGUCCGGAAGUUUUGUCUUGUUCCCGCAAUUAGAAAUAUCUCCAAUCAUUCUAGUUACUUAACAAAUUCUCUAACCAGAGUCCUAGGUGGGAACUUUUGAAUGAUUAAUACUGUUUGAGAAAAUACAUUGAUUGGUCGUUAUGUUUGAGCAAGAACGUUGUAUGUCCAAGCGCUUAUGUAAACAUUCUGGUCACCCUAUAAAUUAGCCCCUCUUUUUAUGUUUGAGAGAGGAAGUUGUUGCUCUGAUUAUUAUGACCCUUUGUGUGUUAUUCUGAGAUGAUCAUCGAGUGUUGCCCCUUUUUCACAAUCUCAAGUUCAAUGACAGUUUGUUAGCUGAACGUCCUAAUUUGUUCGAGUAGCCUGAUGAGGAAAUAAUGUUAUGCUCAGUUACUGUGUCAUGCGCUGAUUAUUGUGCCUUAUUGUUGUACCGUUCAUCUGAUUAUGAAGAGAAUCUUAAUACAAUGACUGUGUCAGAACUCGAUGGUGAUUGAAAAGGUUUCUGCAGCUUCACAUUGCACAUUUUAACAUUCUGAUUCAACCUUUAACUGGAAAAGAUCUGAGCUAGAUUUUGGCACAAUUAUUGAUAUGAGAGCUCGAAAGUAUUAUAGGUUCCCAACAUCAGUUGGUUCUCUGUUAACUAUCUUAUCUACUUUCAGAAUCCAUGCAUUUUUUUUAUUCUAGAAAGUGACCAUAUGCUAUGUUUGUUACAAAACUCUAUGAUCGCUUUUGGCUAUUGUAUUUGACAGAUGUGCAUCCUGAGAAAAUGCUCGGUCUGUGAUAACAUAAUAGAUUCGGAGAUCACGAACUUUUGAAUGAGUUAGACGAUCGGCGUAAUUUUUUGGUGCCUUCGUUUGGCAAGUUUUCCCCCUCCUUUAAUCUAUAAUUUUUAUGAGCUCCAGCCCUGAGAUUACAAACUUGAUUAAUUAUAGCUCCAAUGGAAACAUACUUUCAAGAAUUAAGUGUCUAGGUGCAGUAUCAAACUUAUAACAGGGCCCUGUGAUUUCAAUAUGAUACUUAAUUGAAGCAUUAUUGCUUGCUCCUGGUUGCCCCGUCACUUUCUAAUAGUUCUACUUGUGCUAAUUUCUUCAGUCAGAAUGAGAAGUGUUUGGAGUGACUAAAGCUUAUAUACGGUUGCCUUUCUGCUUGUGCGGAAACUCCUGCAACUUAGUUCCUGAGCUUCCCUCUUGCUUCAUUGUAGCAAGUUACAUUUUUUGUAGGUCGGAUCAUAGGAAUGAUUUUGUUGUUGUGCAUGUCCCUUUAGAGCGAUAACAGUUGGAAUCUCAUGAGUCCAUAUAAGAGAUUAUCCUAGGAGAAAGUGAGGUUCAUGGUUGGUUUCAAAUAUAUUAUUUAGAGCAUAUACAGUUAGGAAAUGGCAUGGCUUCCUGUCUAGACUUGCAAAUUGCAAUUCAACUGAGCUAUUACUGGAAGGUCCUGAAAUGGGGAGUGGGGACCUUGCUAUUUUCUGCUUAAUGAUUAUGCUUCUGACAGCUAGUAAAGUUCAAAUCAGGAUUAACGUGGAAUUCCAAAUCAAGUCUCAAGGCAAAAGUAUCGGUUGGUAAUGUGUUACUUUCUUAAGAUUCGGUUUGUUUGCAGUAAAUUAUUAUGGAAGUGAUUAGAAGGACCUAUGCUUUCAUUUCAUCUGAAGAUUUGGAUUGUGAUGGAUCCUAUAGAAAACUCUUGUUAGUGCCCUUUUGCGUGUUGAAUGCAGGGGAUAUGAUAAGCCUGCUUAAGUCAAAAUAAAAGGUACAUGAUUGGUAUGUUCAUUGGUAAAGGAGGCUUUGGCAGAGAAUUCAUUAUUUUCUAGUUGUGGCAAAUUGAAUUAUGUACUCAUCUUGUUUAACACACCCCUUUGAAGCAGUAAACAUUUAAGGGUCCUAGCAGGAAUGAUUGUUCAUUGGUUGGCAAUUUUCCAAUUUCAAACACAGGGAGAAUGUUAUAUUUGUUUGCUGGAGUCUUGGAAGGAAACACUUGAAAGAUCCUCGAUGCAAUCAUUCUUAAAUGGCUGGGUUCAGCUUGGUUGAAACAUGUAAAUUCAUGGCAAGGGUAUGUGAAAAUUCAGAUGGACAUGGGAAUUCCGUCUCCAGUUAAGUGUAAGAUGUCUGAGAGAUGCCAGAGAACUGUCACUGAUUAUGGUAUCUAGCAGCCUAUCGUUACUAAAGAACACCUAUGUUUUCUGACUUACAAAAUUUUAUGUGCUGCAGCAUCUAUUUUUUGAACUAUCGUCCCAAUUGGGUCUUCUUGCAGACUCUAAGAUGUCGAUCCUUCUGUGCCUACUCUUCAUCGUCCAUUUACUUCCUUUUCUCUUGCAAGUGCUGAAGGUGUGCCAACUCUGACGCAACUUCCUAGCUGUACUUAAAUGCAUUUUCGCGAUUUCUAUCGGCUGAAGUGCUCAAGUUGUAUGUGCAUAUAAGUUUCGGAAUGAAAUUUCUGUGUGCGACUCGCUACAUUUCUCAAUGAAAUCACAAUUAUCCCUCUGGUAUAUAAUGAUGAUGCGAUUGUUUGUUAGAGAGUUCAUCAUUUACAAUUAAGAAAUCUGCUCUGAUGUUUAUAAUAUGACAUUGAACCAUUGGUGAUUGUGGCCAUAAAAGCUGAUGUUGGAUCUUUGACCGAUCAAAGCCAUUCCUUUCUUGAUUUUGAUUGUAGUUUGAAGGAUUGGAUGGAGGCCUCUUUUCUUGACUCGUCUACAAGGGAGUGUUGCUGAAUGCUUAGCCCCUGCUCAUGUGAAUGGUCAAUGCCCUCUGCCAAGAGUUUCAUGCUUUUGCUUGCAAGUGUGGGAAAGAGAGAAAUGCAAGGUCUUUUCAUGGGUGAAAUUAGAUCUUUGCUAAAUUUUGUUUCCUAACAUCAACAAAAUUUUGCUGUGUUUCACUGCUGCAUUCCGAGGUUUCUUCGUGGUCGCUCAGGCAAAUACUUGAAUGGGCCCAAGAACCAGUCUCAGUACUAGCAACUUGGAUUCCACGGGACCCUCACAUUAGUGGAAAAGUCCGACCCAGAUGUGUAAAGCCUAACUAAGAGUGGACAAUCAAGGCCUCUUUCUUCCCCAAGCUCCCCUGUCCCCGCGGCCGGGACAGCUGCCGGAAAAUGGAAGUCUCAUGAGUUCGGUACUGAGACUGCUUCUUGGGAGGAGUUGGUUUUGUUUCAAAAAUUUGUGCCUUCAAGGAGGACCAGAGGAAGAAGUCAGACAUAGAUGUGUUAUGAUACCGAUUUUCUUACAUUGGAAUGGACAAGGAGAUACCUUCUUAUAUGUGGACUGAUCGUGGCUCUGAUCAAAGAUCAAUGAUUAACUGGGAAGGGCGAAAAACUCCAGAUACAUUAUCAACUUAAAGGUAUGGGUAGCCAAUUGUUAGCCAAUAAAUAUAUAACAACCAUGGAAGAUGACUAGAAUAUGGUCAAACCAAGAAGCUCCGGGUUAUAACAUAACGAUAAGGUAUGUUACCAUGUGUUGAUAUCAAACUUCUAAUGCAAUUGCAACAAGUUGUUUGUAUUCCCUUGUUUUCUAAGCCUGAGUUUGGAGCUUUAGUUAUUGGAUUGUGCACUUCAUUUGCAGGGAACAAACCAAGUCAAGCCCACCCGGCUAAACACAUCAUCCUUUGUUCUAGAGGAGUUGAGAUACUUUGACACCAAAUUCACAAAGCUUAUUAGAGACUUCAGGCUUCAGUAAUCUUGCCAAAUCUGAGAUGGCUUCUAACGCCGCAAAACCGCUGGCAUGGUUACACUCCAUUUCGCCAUGGAUCCUGAAGAUUCCUGUCACCUUCAUUGAAGUUGCUGUUUGGGUCUUCAUGACAUACUAUGUCAUUGGAUUUGAUCCCAACUUUGGAAGGUUCAUUAGGCCUUAUGUAGUGUUGGUGGCAAUAAGUCAAAUGACAUCUGCUCUUUUCCGAUUCAUUGCUGCAAUGGGAAGGAACAUAGUUUGUUGCGAACUCUUUUGGCUCAUUUGUUCUGCUUCUUCUUUUUGCAUUGACUGGAUUCAUUUUAUCACGAGAGGAUGUAAAGAAAUGGUGGAUUUGGGCGUAUUAGUAGUUAAUAAAUUCCUUGGACACAGUUGGAACCAUGUUCCAGCAAACUCAAACUCGGCAGAGUCACUUGGAAUUCAAGUGUUCUCGUGCGUUCUUCACUGAGCCAAAUUGGUGUUGGCUAGGAGUAGGGAGCAAUUCUAGGAUUCAUGUUCCUAUUCAACAUCGCUUUCGAUAUCGUAAGUAACUCAACCAAGUUCCUUCCUUGCUCAGGUUCAUGCUUGUACUGCAAGAAAUCUUUUUCCUCGGGAAUAAUAAUGUUUUUUUAAUGGAGGGAAUAAUAAUGUUUUGAUGAGGUUAAAUAUGUACAGAAUUCGAGAAGCCUAAGGCACUCAUACCUGCAAACUCCAAUGAAUAUCGAUUUCAUCUGCUGAUCUGCUCCAUUUCGCCUCCUUUUGCUUCUCCAAUUUCCAAAUUUACAGAAGCAAAAAAGCGCUUGUCUUUCUCUGUCUUCUCGACCAUUUCCGUGGUUCAUGCACUGCAUCGGCCGCCAUCAACUAGAAUCCCUGUAAUUUCUCCCUCUCUCUACAUGAGAAUAGUAGAACUAACAGAUUCGUUUCUUACCGGAGAACACGUUGUCCUAAAAUUUUCUCAUAGUUUAUUUUCGUGCUUCAACUAUUUCUAUUUUUUGUUUCAGUCUUCGUUCUAUUUGGGUUUUUAAGUUAGCCCUCAGAAUCUUUGGUUAUAGUCCUUGAGCGUGCUGUGAUGUUGAACUUCAGCAGUUUGAUGCUUUGUUCAUCAGUGUCCCUGUUCUUGCAAAAGUUGAUGGUAACCUGGGUAAUUGGUGGUGUGAUUCGUAUAUACAAGUUGUUGGUUGGUUUCUUUGACAAUAGUAAAAUCCAAGGUUGGGGUUUCUCAUUUGAUCACGCCAGUUAUGGUUUGGUUGCGGCCAUGACUGCGCGCCCCGUUGGGUAAUUAAUUUUGAGUCUUUUGGAGAUAAAUUUAUGUCGAGAAGGUUUAAAGACCUUGAAGUGUUUUGCGACUAGAUCUGUUGCAUGAGUUGGGACUUGGGUGGUUCAUGUUGGCGGUUCAUCGUUUGGUGGAGAAAUAUUUCUCUGUAAUAAUUCCUAAUGCCCCUUCUUUGCUGCCUAGAUUUUUUUUUUUAAUCCGGAUGGAAAACCUUAAGAGUUGCGAAUUGAUUUGCUCAUCGAUGCACUUGUUGCGCUAACAUGUGAAUGAUUAUCUUUUGGUGAAGUAGACUAAUACCUGAUAUUGUCGUUGGUUUAGAACCGCCAUCUGAUUAUUUCAGUUGCCAACUAGUUGCCCCACAUGUUUGCCCAUACUUACAUGUGAAUGAUUAUCUUUUGGUGAAGUAGACUAAUACCUGAUAUUGUCGUUGGUUUAGAACUGCCAUCUGAUUAUUUCAAUUGCCAACUAGUUGCCCCACAUAUUUGCCCAUAUUAAAUUGCUUCAUUCAAGUUCAGCAAAUUGUAAUGGAUAAAGUAAAUUUAAACUCUUCAAUGUUUCAUUCAAUCGGUGGUCACCUCAUGUACCCAUUGUAAAUAUUGCAUGGAUUGGCAGCCAUGUUUGAGAAGAAAGUUGGUCCGAAAGUUGCGUUCCAUUGUUCCUACAAUUGAAGUUGUCUCUCAGCAUCCCAGUUGCCCUUCUGCUCUAUCCUAUUUAGUGAAUGUCUUAACUAGAGUCCUAGAUGGGAGCUUUGGAUUGGUUAAAUAGUGAUUGAGAGAAUACAUGGAUUGGCGGCAAUGUUUAAGUAACAAUCUUGUCUUUCUGAAAUGCUAGCAAUUAUUUAAUCAUUCCAGUUGCCCUUCUGCUCUAUCUUGUGAAGAACAAGUCUUAAAUGGAGUCCUAGAAGGGAACUUUGGAGUGAGUGAUACCAACUGAGAUAUAUAUGGACUUGCGGCCAUGUUGUUGCUCUAAAUGUUUUGUCCCUCUACUCUAUCUUGUGAAGAAAAAGUCAUAAAUGGGGUUUUAGAAAGGUACUAUGGAGUGAGUGAUACUAACAGAGAUAUACAUGAACUGAUGCUCAUGUUAUUGCUCUAAAUGUUGUGUCCCUUCGAGUGUUAUUUUGAGAUGAUCAUGACGCUUCGUUAACUGAAAGAGCUAGUAGGAAUCCUAGAGGAGUCAGAAGGAUAAAAAAUCACAAAUUCAUAUAGAUCCACCGGCCUAACCAGCAACCAAAGCUGUAUGCAAUAUAUGAACAUACAACAAACGUUGGGAUUAUGCACUAUGACAGUAUGAACAUGAUACCGCGGGAAUCUUUUCAAUGAAUACUAUGAAAAUGCAGUCCAUUCAGUUUAUGGUGUAUCAUAUUAUGAUUUUCUGAUUAUCUUCGUUUCCAUCUGCUUGCGGCAUAUUUUUGCACCUACAAAUUACUUCAUUCAAGGAGACACCCCGUGACCCAUUGUAGUCUGGUAAUCCACAAAUGAUUAUAUGUUGCCACUUGCCAUAUUGGUUUUAGUUAAGUGACCGUUUACUCGCUACAAUUGCCCUUUUGCUCCACCCUACUCAGUGAAUGUUCUUACUAGAGUCGUAGAUGGGAACUUUGGAAUUAUUAGUAUUGAAUUAGAAAUACAUGAAUUGGUGACCAUGUUUGAGUGAGAAUGUUGUAUGUCCAAAAUUCUAGCAAUUAUUUAAUCAUUCCAGUUGCCCAUAUGUUGUAUCUUGUGAACAAAGAGUCAUGAAUGGAGUCCUAGAAGGGUACAUUGGCGUGAGGGAUACCAAUCAAGACAUACAUGGACUGGUGGUCAUGUUGCUCUAAAUGGUGUGCCCUUUGCAUAUUACUUUGAGCUGUUCAUAAUCGUCUACCCCUCUAGUCCGUCUCCAGUUCAAUCAUGACAAUAUUUUGUUCACUAUGGAAUUCCUAAAUUGGAUAGGAGAACAUUUUUUUUUUGUUUGGUAGAAAGGAGAACUUUUUAAUGACAUGACAAGAAUACCAAGAAGUAUUCUCCAUUAAGUUCAAAAUCGACAUGAGUUCUCAUUCAUUCUAGUUUGUUUUCAAAUUUAACUUAAUCAUUAGUAAUUUGCUCGUGCUCCAGUUUUUGUUUGAACUAUGUAGACUUUAAGUCCUACAUGGGUUUACCAAAAAAAGUCCUACAUGGAGUCCUUAAGAAAAUCUUUGUUAUGAUUGUUACCGCACCGAGUUUGUGACAAUGAAGCUCUUGAUAUGACAAUUACGUCCUCUGAUUAUGUGAUGAAGAGCAUAGUGACUGUGAUGAUAUGACUUUUGAACCAGAAGAUAAAUUUUGUUUUCUGGUGGUCUUGCUUGCCUUAUGAUCGUUCAUUUCUUAUUUGAUAGAUGACCUUUGAGCUUAUUUCAUGCUUAUAGAACCCAUGUUACUUUUCAGAGUUAAAAGCUCUCAUUGAAUUCCUGUACUUCCCGAUGAGAAGAUAGUAACUCCUCUUUUAUGGUCUGUUGACUGUUGGUAAGAUGCACAGAUUCAUUGGUAGUCUAUCCUUCUAUCCCUUCAUUUAUUUUGCACUUUCAAAUGGCUUGAUGGGGAAGUAUAUACAUAUAUAAGUCCGAAAGAUUGGAGGUCCAUGUCAAUGUUUCGUCGCUUGGUGGAGAUGGCCUUGCUCUCAUAUUGUUCCUAAUGUCCCUUCUAUGUUGCGUAGAAUUUUCUAUCUGGAUGGAAGUUCUUUGAAUUGCGUUGGUUUUCUCAUCGAUGCACUUGCUGCAAUUACAUAUGAAAGGGUAUAUGUUGUUAAAGUAGCUUGAAAUGGCUGUCCAAUUAUUGCCUUCUGAUUGGCCCAUCCUUUUGCAGUCACUUAAUCGUUUCCAUUCAAGUUAUGCAAACUGCAUCAAAUAUGAAAUAUCUUGUUGCGUGUCCCAUAGUAAAUUAUACUGAAAUAUCUGUGGCCAUUUUGGUUUCUGUUGAAUCGACCAUUUAACCAAUCAAGUUGCUUUUGCUCUAUUGAUUAUAAAUGAAGUUCGAAAGGGGAACUUCGGAACGAUUCAUUAAAACCAGGUAAAUACGUGGAAUGCUGGCCAUCUCUUAUCAUUAUAGUUUCCCUACUUCUCUAUCCGUACUUUGUGAAUGCCCCAAUUAGAGUCCUAGUUGGCACUCGACUUAUAACUUGGAAUGGUGUCCAUGUUAGAGAAAGCAAGAUGGUCCGAAGUUUUGUCAUGUUGUUCCCACAACUGAAAUGUUCUCUAAUCAUUCCAGUUGCACUGACUGAGAAAAUACGUGAUGGCCAAGUUUGAUUAAGAACACCAUUUUUCUGAAAUUCCAGCUACUAUUUAACCAUUACAGUUGCUCUUCUGCUCUAUUUUGUGAAGAUAAAGUGACGAAUGGAGUCCAAGAAGGAAACUUUAGAGUGACUGAUACUAAAUGAGAUAUACAUGGGGACUGGUAGCCAUGUUGUUGCGAUAAAAGUUGUGUUCCUUUGCAUGUUGUUUUGAGAUGAUCAUAAUUGGUUGCCCCUUCUUUUGUGUUCCUUUGCGUGCCUAUUUUGAAAUGAUCAUAAUGAUUGUCAAGUUCAAUCAUGACAAUAUUUUGUUAACUGUGGAACUCUAGAUGACAAUCCUAGAGGGAAACUUUUCAAUGAUUUGACAAGAAUUCUAAGAAGUAUUGUUUUGUUAACUGUGAAACUCUAGAUUGGAGUCUUGAGAGGGGAAUUUUUUAAUGAUUUGACGAGAAUGAAUACUAAGAAGUAAUGUCCAUUAUGUUCAAACUUGACAUGAGUAUAUUCUAGUUGCCUUUUCUCAAAUUUUGUUUUCUGGUGGUCUUACUUGCCUUAUUAACAUUCAUUUGUUAUUUGACAGAUGGUCUUUGACUGUGUUGCAGGCUUAUGAACCCAUGUUUCUUUUCCAUGUUAAAAGCUUUGAUUGAAUUCAUGCAAUGGAAUUUUGCUCAUACUUCCUGAUAAGAAGAUGACAUGCCUUCUUUUAUGGUUUAUCCACUAUUGGUAAGAUGCAGAUUCUUUUAUUAACGUUCAUUUCUUAUUUGACAGAUGGUCAGACGGAUAUCUUUUUGUUAAAGUACCUUGUUAUGAAUGUCCAAUGACUCAGGCUUGUUUUAUUCAAUCAUUGAUCACCUUGUUGACCCAAUUUUAGUUUGGUGAUAUCCACAAAUGGUUUUCUGUGGCAAUUUUGGUUUCUGUUGAAUCGAUCAUUUAACCACUCAAGCUACACUUUUGCUCUAUCAUUAUAAAUGAAGUUCGAGAGGGGAACGUUGGAAUGAUUAUUGAAACCAGGUAAAUACAUGGAAUCAUGGCCA